Racocetra persica is the source of this 420-nucleotide messenger RNA. The record is from the annotation of a GenBank genome assembly. NCBI's taxonomy places the organism in Eukaryota, Fungi, Glomeromycota, Glomeromycetes, Diversisporales, Gigasporaceae.
AUGGCAGCAGGUUGCUAUGGGGGAGUUCCCCAACCAUACCAAGGGCCUAGGGGGGGGCUUCAGAGAAGCCCCCAUCAGGCUAUCUCAAGCCGCAUCCAACACGCACUGUUUUUGGGUUCAAAGGGAGACAAUGCCGAUUAUCCUUUGAAGAGCCCGACUAGAAGAGAAAGGGGCUUUAUCUUCAUUGAUUUACCUUUAUCCCCCAUUCAACGGUUGAAAACCAAAAGGCUAGCCUCUAAAGAGGUUGUAGAGUUAUCUACCACUAACUCAGUUAUGAUGGGUGACUUAUGUCACCUAGUAUCUAUUGAUACUAUCCUUCUACCUUCACAUGCGAGCAGCGUGACUCGAACACGCGAAUCAUGCUUGGAAGGCACACGGUUUACCACUAACCUAUGCUCGCUUAUCCAUGUUUCAAUUUGA